CCAUGGACUGGUGAUCUCUGGUGAAGUUGACGUUGCAUUAGUCAUUCGAGACAAGAUGAUUGAAAGGGGAGUGCCGCCUGAUGCUGGCAUUUAUAAUGUUUUGAUGAGUGGGCUCUGCAAAAAAUCGAAGCUUCCUGUUGCCAGGCAGCUCCUUGAUGAGAUGCUUGGCCAUGGUAUAAUGCCUGAUGCUUAUGUUUAUGCCACUUUAGUAGAUGGUUGUGUAAGCAAUGGAGAAUUUCAAGAAGCGAAGAAGCUAUUUGAGCAGACAAUUGAGAUGGGUAUGGAUCCUGAGCGUGUAGGGUACAAUGCUAUGAUCAAGGGAUACUGUAAGUUUGGACAGAUGAAAGAUGCAGUUGCUUGCAUCAGUAGAAUGAAAAAGUCAAAAAUAUCUCCAGAUGCCUUUACUUAUUCAACAGUAAUUGAUGGGUAUGUAAAGCAGCAUGAUUUGCGUCGAGCAUUAACGAUACUCCCUCACAUGAUAAAGGGCAACUCUAUGCCAAAUGUGGUAACCUGCAGCUCUUUAAUUUAUGGCUUUUGUCAGAAUGGAGAUCUUGUGAGAGCUGAAAAUUUAUUCAAUGGAAUGCAAUCAAAUGGUAUGAUGCCUAAUGUGAUAACUUAUAGUAUACUGAUUGGAAGCUUUUGUAAAUUGGCAAAACUUGCAAAAGCUGCUUCUACAUUUGAACAAAUGCUCAUGCACAAGUGCUAUCCAACUGAUGUCACGUUCAAUUAUUUGGUUAAUGGGUUUUCCCAUUGCAUGCCUACUAUUUUCGUAAAGGAGAAAAGUGAACCUCAGGAUGAGAAGAACUCUAUGUUUAUGGCAACUUUUAAAAGAAUGAUAUCAGAUGGUUGGCACCCGAGAAAUGCUGCAUACAAUUCCAUUAUUGCUUGCCUCUGUUUACAUAAAAUGCUCAAAACUGCAUUGCAACUACGUGACAAGAUGAUUAGUAAAGGCUACACUACAGAUUCAAUUACCUUUGCUGCCUUAUUGCAUGGAAUUUGCUUGGAUGGAAAAUCCAAGGAAUGGAAAAGUAUUAUUUCCUGCAGCUUAAGUACGACAGAGCUGUCUGCUGCUUUAAAGUAUUCUUUGAUAUUUGACCAGUACCUGAGUCAUGGAUUCGACUCCGAGGCUUCAGCGAUUUUGCAUUCCUUGGUUAAUGACCAUGUCUCAUAAUCAAGAUGAAGCUGAUGUUAAGUUUUUGAUUGCUGGUUUUGCAGCUAGCUGACAUCCAAUUUUGUGUGCAGUUCUGCUACAGUUCAUCUAGGUGUUUUGGCAGUUCAACUAAAACCAGGUUUAUCUGGUUUCAUGCAGGUGAUUUUCAUUGGAAAAUGAAUAUGUCAGAUGCUAAAAGGUUGAACUCUUCUCUUGUGACUGACCCAAUGAACCCGUACUUCUUUGUAGUAAGAGCAAGGUCUUUGGAGGAGGUGUCAUCCCUGUAAGACGACAUGACUAAAGGAUUCUAUUUCCUCAAGGUGCAUUUGCUUUGACCUUCAAAAAAUGUGUCCAUCUCUGUUUUUGACUUGAUGCAUGGUGCGGGGAUUUUGCACAGAAAGACGAAUUUCCAACUUAAUAUUGACCAAAACUGAUAAAAGCGGCCACAUAGGUGAGUGGUUAAGGAGGUAUAGAGGUCAGGUGUUUUAUCUUUCGUGCAGGAGGCCAAUCCAAGAUUCGGAAUGGAAUGAAAUGUGAAAUUUGAUUCAGGUGCAACUCAGGGACACAGAGAUUUGGCAGGCAUUGUAUUACAUUAACUUAUCCACGAGAGAUGACUUCAGGCCCAUACGGAAGCUGGUAUAGAAGACUAAGGCAGCGAAAAAAGCAAAGUGUUUCACACUGUUGUUAGUUGACGGUGUUUGCACAGAGGAUCAGGGCCAAUUUUGAUCUUGUUGCUACAUUGCAAUUUCACUGUGGAGGUAUGGUCUUAUUCCAUGUUUAGUGUCAUGGGAUAUACCCUAGGACAGUGCAGGAUGUCAUGGCAAGUUGGAGAGUGAGAAGGCUCUAGCUUGAAAGGAAUCUGUGGAAGACAGCACAUUUUGUGCAUUUUUCAGUUGAUUUUCAGAGAGAAAUUGUACUAGAAUUUUGAGGGUUACUAUUGUGGAAAUUAGAGCUCUUUUGUUUGGUUAUACUUCUCAGCGCUGAUUCUGUUUUGGAAAAGUGAGAAUUUUUUGGAUUUUUUUUAUAUACAAACCCAAUCUUGAUUUGGUAUUAAUGAAAUUCUUUGAUUUAUAGAAAA
Capsicum annuum is the source of this 2228-nucleotide messenger RNA. Its product is annotated as pentatricopeptide repeat-containing protein At1g52620. Lineage: Eukaryota; Viridiplantae; Streptophyta; Magnoliopsida; Solanales; Solanaceae. Gene Ontology annotation, molecular function: protein binding. The record is from RefSeq and is a predicted model, not a curated record.